Molecule: messenger RNA, 1272 nt
Organism: Vigna unguiculata (cowpea)
Lineage: Eukaryota; Viridiplantae; Streptophyta; Magnoliopsida; Fabales; Fabaceae
Product: G patch domain protein
Source: RefSeq, a predicted model, not a curated record
UAAAAACCCUCCCAUCACAAGCACUGGGCCCACCCUCUCUUCCUCUCCCAUUCAUCAUCCAACUUUCUCAUUUUCUUCUCUUUUCAUUUAAAUCCCUUUCUCUUCUUCUCUUUCUCUCAUUCUUCUUCUUCAUCUUCCAACCCACCAUGCCUCUUCACUCUCUCCCCGACGACAACCACCACGAUUUCGUCGCCGAGUUAACUCACCGCAUGGCUCGCUUCUUGCUUUCCGACGACGACACUCUCCAUUCGUCACCAGACUCCAUAAGUGGAAGUGCAGAAGGUUGCUCUCAGGAACCAUCACCCUCUGCAGCACCUGAAGAGCGUUCGCGGAAGAACAACUACGGGAAGCUUCAAAGCUUCAAUAUUGGACUCUAUUCUCACCAAUCUCUCGUUCAGGAACAGAUUCGAGCCAUUGAACUGUCAGGGGUGAAGCAAGACCAGGUGGCCGUGUCCGCGUCCGCGAAACAGAAACCCGCUCCGCGUCGGAAAAACCUAGGACAGACAUACGAGCCCAAGAAAGGAAACGUACGGAGGGCCACCCGGCCGCCGCGGCCCGGCCCACAACACCAAGGCGGUGCUGGCAUGCGGGCCUUGUUUCUUGACGGGCCCGGUUCUAGGGGUGGGACCGGCGUUUUCUUGCCGCGUGCGGGAGCCCCUACCCCGUCGGAAUCUACUAACAAACAAGGUAAAGGUUGCUCCACGGUUCUUAUACCUGCCAGAGUUCUUCAGGCUCUGCAACUCCACUUCGACCAAAUGGCUGCCACGUCUGGGCCCAAAGCUGGUGCCUUUCAUCCUCUUCAUGAUGUUGUAGUAAGUGACAGGGAUGGCAUGUAUUCACUUCAGAAUCAUGAGCAGUCUCAGAAAGCAGCAACAAGUAUCCAAAAUGAAACGAUUCUGCCACAAGAAUGGGCGUAUUGAGGAAUGCAGAAGCAGAUGGAAUUAAUUUCCUGCUACUCCUGUUUCUACACAUACAUACAGAAUAAUUUUAGUAAUAAAUAAUAAUAAUAAUAAUAAUAAUAAUAAUAAUUCCCAUCAGAUCGGAUGAAUAUACAGAGGGAAGAAUCUUGCAGGUAGCAGAGUACGAGGAACAUGGAUGAAUAUAGUGAUUUAAUAAUGUCUUGUUUUGUAUUUUGCUUCCCCUGGGUAUAAGUUUGCAUAGUGGUGACAGAAUAUGAAUAACUAUAAAUAAAUAAAAUCUAGCUCGGUCUCUUUGUAUGCAAAAACUAUAAAGAAGAACAGAGGAUGUCUUUUAAAAUCCUUUGUAACACUU